This is a messenger RNA of Musa acuminata subsp. malaccensis (wild Malaysian banana), 1032 nucleotides long. RefSeq names its product dolichol-phosphate mannosyltransferase subunit 1. Gene Ontology annotation, molecular function: dolichyl-phosphate beta-D-mannosyltransferase activity. Gene Ontology annotation, biological process: dolichol-linked oligosaccharide biosynthetic process; protein O-linked glycosylation via mannose; GPI anchor biosynthetic process. Gene Ontology annotation, cellular component: endoplasmic reticulum membrane. The record is from RefSeq and is a predicted model, not a curated record. Lineage: Eukaryota; Viridiplantae; Streptophyta; Magnoliopsida; Zingiberales; Musaceae.
CAAACAGCAGUUCGUUUCCAUUUUGCCCUCGUCUGGUCGUCGCAUCAUCCCCCGCCUCCCGAGUCAUUGAACCAAACUUAGCCAUAGAGGAUGGCAAAAUUGGAGGAGAUAGAGACAGAGGAGCACCAGAAGGCAAUAAUAAUAAGCAAGAGGAAGAGGACGAAGAAGAAGUACAGCAUCAUCAUCCCAACAUACAAUGAGCGUCUCAACAUUGCCCUUGUCAUCUACCUUGUCUUCAAACAUCUCCAGGAUAUUGAUUUUGAAGUCGUUAUAGUGGAUGAUGGAAGUCCUGAUGGCACUCAAGAUAUCAUAAAACAACUACAGAAUGUGUAUGGGGAUGAUCUCAUUCUGUUACGAGCAAGGCCAAAGAAGCUAGGUCUAGGAACUGCUUAUUAUCAUGGCCUUAAGCAUGCAUCUGGAGAUUUCAUAAUAAUCAUGGAUGCUGAUCUGUCCCACCAUCCAAAAUAUUUGCCAAACUUCAUCAGGAAGCAGAUGGAAACUGGUGCAAGUAUAGUUACCGGAACCCGCUAUGUUCGAAAUGGUGGCGUACAUGGAUGGAACCUUGUGCGUAAACUGACAAGUAGGGGGGCAAAUGUACUUGCACAGACACUUCUAUGGCCAGGCGUUUCAGAUCUGACUGGAUCUUUUAGGCUUUACGAGAGGACAGCUUUUGAAGAUGUUGUAAGCUCAUGUGUCAGCAAAGGGUAUGUUUUUCAGAUGGAAAUGAUUGUUAGAGCCAGCAGGAAGGGUUAUCAUAUUGAAGCGGUUCCAAUAACUUUUGUUGACAGGGUUUAUGGAAGUUCAAAACUUGGUGGAUCUGAAAUAGUUGAAUACCUUAAAGGCCUUUUUUACCUGUUGUUCACAACUUAAUAGGAGGAACAGAUACUGGAGUUUCCCCCUUUGCUGGUAACAUUUUAGUUCAUUUCUAAUUUCCAUGUGGAAUAAAUCAAGUGAUUUUCAAAUUAUUAUUGUUGAAAGCUACUGGUCUUUCAAUUCGGUCAACUCACAAUCUAUGCUAAAUAGUUCUAUUCA